UUCUCAUGAGAACUGCUUUUUCUUCAAUAUUGAAUAUUCAAAAAUCAUGAAUACUGUUUUAUUCUUAUAUUUUUUACUAAAUUGUGUACAAUGUAUUUAUCCGUACGUGUUCUCAUCGGUGGAAAAAUGCUCUUACGCAGAUUUUAAAUGCUUAAAAAGAUCCUUUCAAAAGGCUUUACCAUUGUUUACCGAAGGGAUCCCCGAACUGGGAAUUGAGAGAAUGGACGAGUUAGUCGUUCAUGAUAAAACAUACAAAUUGGGUGGGUUGGAUUUAACCUUGAAAGAUGCACGAUUAAAGGGUCUCAAAACAACAGUCUUCGAUCACGUGAGUAUUGAUACCAACAAAAAAAUACUCUUUACUAGCUACCACAUAGAAAAGUGUUCAAUGAAGGGAAAAUAUGAAGGAGUUGGAAAUAUCAAGGCCCUGCCUUUAAGAGGCUCUGGAGAAAUUUUCCUUAAGUUUCGUAAUGUUGCCUUAUCUGUUAAUAGCACAUAUGUAAUGGAAACUAGAAAUAAUAAAGAAUAUUUAGUCCCAAAGAGUUACAUGUUCGACUACGAGGUGAAAGAUUCGGCUCAUUUCAAUAUGACUAAUUUAUUCUCAGGAAAUGAAAAAUUAAGUAACGCGGUAUUGACAUUUCUGAAUGAAAACUGGCGAGAUGUCUCAAAGGAUUUUGGAAAACCUAUUAUUGAAGGACAAAUCAGACAAAUAUUUAAAAAUAUCGUACAAUAUUUAUCAAAUUCACCUGUUACCGAGAUAUUUUUACUUUAA
Pieris rapae (cabbage white) is the source of this 769-nucleotide messenger RNA. RefSeq names its product circadian clock-controlled protein daywake-like. The transcript is spliced from 5 exons. NCBI's taxonomy places the organism in Eukaryota, Metazoa, Arthropoda, Insecta, Lepidoptera, Pieridae. Bases 47 to 769 code for a protein of 240 amino acids. The record is from RefSeq and is a predicted model, not a curated record.